This is a messenger RNA of Triticum turgidum subsp. durum (durum wheat), 924 nucleotides long. NCBI's taxonomy places the organism in Eukaryota, Viridiplantae, Streptophyta, Magnoliopsida, Poales, Poaceae. The record is from the annotation of a GenBank genome assembly.
AUGGACUACUACAACAUCCUCAAGGUGAACCGGAAUGCCUCAUUGGAGGACCUCAAGAAGUCGUACCGGCGGCUCGCUAGGACCUGGCACCCUGACAAGAACCCGACUGGUGGCGCUGAGGCUGAGGCCAGGUUCAAGCAGAUAACUGAGGCCUACGAGGUACUAAGUGAUCCAGAAAAGCGUGCAAUUUAUGACCAAUACGGUGAAGAAGGUUUAAAGGAUGAUAUCUUUAAUGAGUUCAUGGCGAGCAACAAGCCAUACACCUUUGGUCAAGACCGAAGGCGCUUUCAACCACCACACCGGACCUCAGCAGUGAAUGGUCGAAGUGAAGCUUCUUCCAGUUCACAGAAGGAGCCUGGUACCAGUACAAGCCAUCUGGAAAAGCCACCGCCUGUGGAGAAGACAUUACUUUGCACUCUCGAAGAGCUGUAUAAUGGAACAAAAAGGAAGAUGAAGAUCACUAGGAAUGUCGCAAAAUCAGAUGGAAAGGUAGAAGUUGAGACAGAGAUCUUGCAGGUCGAGGUGUUGCCAGGCUGGAAAAAGGGAACAAAGAUGACAUUUCCCAACAAAGGCGACACGCUGCCCGGCUAUUUACCGCAGGACCUGACCUUUGUCAUCGACAUGAAGCCCCAUGACACCUACACUCUCGAAGGGAACAACCUCCUGGUAAGCCAGGAGAUCCCCCUGGUGGACGCUCUUGCCGGGACGACCAUAAACCUCAGGACCCUUGAUGGCAGGAGCCUUCCCGUCAGGGUGGAGGAAGUGGUGCGCCCUGGCCAGGAGAUUGUGAUUGAGAAUGAAGGGUGGCCGAUCCGAAAGGAGCCAGGGAAGAAGGGGAGCCUGAGGAUCAGGUUCGACGUGGCCUUCCCGGCGAGGCUAUCCUCGUCGCAGCGAGCUGCCAUCAGGCGGAUCAUGGGGAGCUAA